AUGGUCCUUAUCGAACAAGUCGUCCUUAUUGCUUCCAUCUUGGUCACCUUUGGCGUCUGUCUUGCUACCACCAAGUUCGCCGCUCGCCUCUUCCCCAACUUCGAACCUCUUCAGUUUUACGACGCUGCUACCGACCCAAUGGAGCUCAACGUCGUCCUCGCCUUCCUCGUGGGGCUGGUCCUCUCGGUCACCGCCCUGCUCUACUUUGACGCCCGCAAGCUCAAGCCCGUGCUCAACCCCACACAAUGGCAACAGUACCGUUUGAUGGAGAAGGAGAAGCUCUCCGAAAACACGGCGCUCUAUCGCUUCAAGCUCUCCCGCGCUAACAACAUCCUCGGUCUUCCUAUCGGACAGCACAUCUCCGUCAAGGCCACCAUCGACGGCAAGGAUGUGCAGCGCUCGUACACCCCUACUUCGUCGGACGACGACCACGGAUUCUUUGACCUCGUGGUCAAGUCCUACGAGAAGGGUAACGUCUCCAAGUACAUUGGCGCUAUGAAGAUUGGCGACCUGCUCUCCGUCAAGGGGCCCAAGGGUCAGAUGCGAUACGGUCCCGGUCUCUGCCGUCACAUUGGCAUGAUUGCUGGUGGUACCGGUCUCACCCCUUGCCUGCAGAUUAUCCGCGCUGCGCUCAAGAACCCCAAAGACGACACCAAGAUCGAUUUUAUCUACGCCAACGUCAACGUCAGCGACAUUCUCCUCAAGAACGAGCUGGAUGAGCUCGCCGAGAAGCACAAGGACCAGUUCCGCGUUCACUACUUUGUCAACGAGGCUCCCGAUGGCUGGAAGGGCGGUGUCGGUUUCGUCACCAAGGAAGCCGUCGAGGAGUUCAUGCCAAAGCCCGCCGACGACAUCAAGAUCCUCUAUUGUGGACCCCCUCCUAUGCGUGAUGCUGUCCUCAAGCACCUCGAUGCGCUUGGAUACGAGAAGCCUCGAUCCGUCAGCAAGCUCGAGGACCAGGUCUUCUGCUUCUAA
Molecule: messenger RNA, 975 nt
Organism: Kalmanozyma brasiliensis GHG001
Lineage: Eukaryota; Fungi; Basidiomycota; Ustilaginomycetes; Ustilaginales
Product: Oxidoreductase FAD/NAD(P)-binding
Exons: 2
Coding region: 1-975 (324 amino acids)
Molecular function (GO): oxidoreductase activity
Source: RefSeq, a predicted model, not a curated record